AUGAAAGGGAGCCCAAGGGGACCAACCCGCCGAAGCCUGAAGUGUGGAACAGAGAACAAUAGGACUGGCUCCAAGGAAUCAGGAGCCAGAGAAGAAAACCGCCCCCCCAUCCCACAGCCGAGGCCCCCAGAGGAGUGGAGAGUACUGACCCCCAGAACCCACUUAACACACAGGAACUCCAGGAACAGCAGAUAA
Plasmodium inui San Antonio 1 is the source of this 195-nucleotide messenger RNA. RefSeq lists its product as hypothetical. The transcript has a single exon. Bases 1 to 195 code for a protein of 64 amino acids. The record is from RefSeq and is a predicted model, not a curated record. NCBI's taxonomy places the organism in Eukaryota, Apicomplexa, Aconoidasida, Haemosporida, Plasmodiidae.